Messenger RNA from Melanotaenia boesemani (Boeseman's rainbowfish), 1691 nucleotides. RefSeq names its product uridine phosphorylase 2 (gene upp2). NCBI's taxonomy places the organism in Eukaryota, Metazoa, Chordata, Actinopteri, Atheriniformes, Melanotaeniidae. Gene Ontology annotation, biological process: uridine catabolic process; nucleotide catabolic process. Bases 229 to 1170 code for a protein of 313 amino acids. The transcript is spliced from 7 exons. Gene Ontology annotation, molecular function: uridine phosphorylase activity. Gene Ontology annotation, cellular component: cytosol; cytoplasm. The record is from RefSeq and is a predicted model, not a curated record.
UUUGAACUAAUCUUGAUAGUUUUGCAGUGUUAGUAGAUGUUUUUGUGAGGGCAAGGACCGCUGCUACUCCUCUUUCCAGAACCAAUCAGUUGCAAGGUCACCGGUCUCCACUAUAUCAACUCUGCAGCUAGAUCCAACUCAUAUUCAAAAAGCAGCCGCAACAAGUGCUUGGAGAGUUUACAGCAACCUUUGAAGAUUUCAGACUAUUUGAAAGCACCUCCUGCAGUCAUGGCACCGAUUCUUCUUAACUGUAUGGGAAAUGAGCACAAAGACUACAUCAAACAACAGGUCCAAGUAAAAAAUCCCUACUUGGACACUAUGGAGGAGGACAUUCUCUACCACUUCAGUUUAAGCACCAAGACCCACAACCUUCCAGAAAUGUUUGGAGAUAUUAAGUUUGUGUGUGUUGGUGGAAGUGCAAAUCGUAUGAAGGCUUUUGCCCAGUUCAUUCACCAGGAGCUGGAACUGCCAGGAAACCCACAGGAAAUCGGAGACAUCUGUGAGGGAACCGAUCGCUAUUGCAUGUACAAAGUGGGACCUGUGCUUUCUAUUAGUCAUGGCAUGGGAGUCCCCUCAAUUUCCAUUAUGUUGCAUGAGCUCAUUAAACUGCUGCAUCAUGCCCAAUGCCGCGAUGUGGUCUUGUUUCGCCUGGGAACAUCCGGUGGAGUCGGCCUGGCUCCAGGGACGGUGGUAAUCACUGAUAAAGCAGUGGACUAUUCUUUCCAACCUCAGUUUGAACAAGUGGUUCUGGGUAAAGUCAUCACCAGAAGCACAGAGCUGGACGAGGAAGUCGCCAGUGAGCUCUUGCAGUACUCCUCUGAGCUUCAAAACUUUCCAACUGUGAUUGGAAACACCAUGUGCACCCAUGACUUCUAUGAAGGUCAAGGACGACUUGACGGAGCUCUCUGCUCCUUCUCUCAUGAAGAAAAGCUGGAAUAUUUGAGAAAAGCUUACGAGGCUGGAGUGAGGAACAUUGAAAUGGAGUCUACUGUAUUUGCUGCCAUGUGCCGUGUCUGUGGCCUCAAAGCGGCUGUGGUCUGCGUUGCGUUACUGAACCGCUUUGAGGGAGACCAGAUCACCUCUCCUCAUGAUGUUCUGGUGGAAUACCAGCAGAGACCUCAAGUCCUGGUGUCUCACUUCAUUAAGAAACGCUUGGGAAUUCUUGUCUGAAACUUCUGCCAUCCUAAAAAAUUGUACAUAGCUUUGACUAAUAUGUGGAUAUGUAUAUACACAUACUGUACUUAACAUGUUGGUAUUUGAAUGAGACAGUUGUUUAAGAGUUAUAUGUUAGAUGUUUAUAAUUAAUUGAUGAAACUAAAAUAGUGUGUUUAUAUAUAUAUAUAUAUGUGUGUGUGUGUGUGUGUAUGUUUAUUUAAUAAUGUAUUAUAUCUUUUAAAAUGAAAGAAUUAGUAUUUAUGUAAAGUAAUAUAAAUCUUUAAAAUGAAGUGUUCUGUUUGCUGAUUUCCAUGUUAAUGCCAAGGCUGCAGUUCAUGGACAGUGAUUGUAGCUAUAACUACAAAUGUGACAGGUAUACAGUAAACAUCCUAAUGGGAUAUUUAGAGGGUCAGAAAACCAUUUUAGCAUUUACAUGAAUGGAGUUAAAAAACAGGAAAUUGCUUGUAAUGGAAAUUUGCAUUAAAUGACCUGUAGUCUCCCUAAUCAUUAGUCUUGUAAUUCAUUUUAUGGUGAAA